CUGGAGCUCAUCUGUGGCGAGUGGCUUUUCCGCAGGGACCGUCUCCACGCCUCCCUGGCUCCUUUGUUUCCCUUCGCGCCGCCUUCACCUGUUGGGCGAAUACGCAGCACCAUGAAGGUUCUGGGGCAUAAGAUAGAAUUGUUCCCAGGGCUGCUGCUGCAGGAAGUGACCAUGGCGGGGAUGCACGAGCUGCGCUUCACGGAGGAGAAGCCGCUGCUGCGAGGCCAGGAGACUGAGCUGGAGCACUCGGAUACCUUCCUUUCCGCGGUGGACACGGACUGGAAGGAGCAUGACAUUGAGACCCCGUACGGGCUGCUGCAUGUGGUCAUUCGGGGGUCCCCGAAGGGAAACCGCCCGGCCAUCCUGACCUACCAUGAUGUUGGACUCAACCACAAGCUGUGCUUCAACACCUUCUUCAACUUCGAGGACAUGCAGGAGAUCACCAAGCACUUCGUGGUGUGUCACGUGGACGCCCCGGGGCAGCAGGCCGGAGCCUCGCAGUUCCCCCAGGGGUACCAGUUUCCAUCCAUGGACCAGUUGGCCGCCAUGCUCCCCAGCGUGGUCCAGCACUUCGGGUUCAAGUACGUGAUCGGAAUCGGCGUGGGAGCCGGAGCCUACGUCCUGGCCAAGUUUGCUCUCAUCUUCCCAGACCUGGUGGAAGGGCUCGUCCUGAUGAACAUUGACCCCAACGGCAAAGGCUGGAUUGACUGGGCAGCCACCAAGCUCUCUGGCCUGACCAGCUCUUUGCCUGACACCGUCUUAUCUCACCUCUUCAGCCAGGAGGAGCUGGUGAGCAACACGGAGCUGGUGCAGAGCUAUCGGCAGCAGAUCGGGAGCGUGGUGAACCAGUACAACUUGCAGCUGUUCUGGAACAUGUACAACGGCCGCAGAGACCUGGACAUUAACCGGCCUGGGACUGUCCCUAACGCCAAAACACUCCGCUGCCCGGUCAUGCUGGUGGUGGGGGACAACGCGCCUGCUGAAGACGGGGUGGUGAGUAAAGGGGCUAAGUUGGGGGGGUGUCACCCCCCCGCUCGGAUACUUGGAUACCCCCCCCGGGCCUGGCGUCAGCGUGACACUCGUGGUCUCCUCCGCCCACAGCUCUCUGGCCUGACCAGCUCUUUGCCUGACACCGUCUUAUCUCACCUCUUCAGCCAGGAGGAGCUGGUGAGCAACACGGAGCUGGUGCAGAGCUAUCGGCAGCAGAUCGGGAGCGUGGUGAACCAGUACAACUUGCAGCUGUUCUGGAACAUGUACAACGGCCGCAGAGACCUGGACAUUAACCGGCCUGGGACUGUCCCUAACGCCAAAACACUCCGGUAA
Pelodiscus sinensis (Chinese soft-shelled turtle) is the source of this 1323-nucleotide messenger RNA. NCBI's taxonomy places the organism in Eukaryota, Metazoa, Chordata, Testudines, Trionychidae. The record is from RefSeq and is a predicted model, not a curated record.